Molecule: messenger RNA, 682 nt
Organism: Populus trichocarpa (black cottonwood)
Lineage: Eukaryota; Viridiplantae; Streptophyta; Magnoliopsida; Malpighiales; Salicaceae
Product: non-specific lipid-transfer protein 1
Exons: 2
Coding region: 102-458 (118 amino acids)
Biological process (GO): lipid transport
Cellular component (GO): membrane
Molecular function (GO): lipid binding
Source: RefSeq, a predicted model, not a curated record
CAAGGACUUUGUACUCCAUCGACAGCAUCCAAGGGCAGUAGUCUUAAACCAUACUCUAAAAUCUUCUUAUAAUUCCAGUUGUAAUAUUUUGCUAGCAUAUAAUGGCUUCUUCAAUGGGCUUGAAGCUGACCUAUGCCAUGCUUAUAGCGAUGGUUGUUAGUGCACCUCUAGCAGAAGCUGCCAUCUCUUGUGGCCAAGUGUCAAGCAGCUUGGCACAAUGUAUAGGCUACCUCCAGAAAGGUGGGGCUUUGCCUGCAGCUUGCUGCAGUGGGUUGAAAGCACUUAAUUCUGCAUCCAAGACCACCCCUGACCGCCAAGGGGUCUGCAACUGUUUGAAAUCCUUGGCUGGUAAGAUCUCUGGCCUCAACUAUGGCUUGGCUGCUGGCCUCCCUUCAAAGUGUGGUGUAUCCAUCUCCUACAAAAUCAGUCCUUCCACAGAUUGCAAAAGCGUGAAGUGAAGAAUCGAAGCAGAUUAUGAAGUAUGAUAAUAAGCUAGUGCUAGAAUAAAAGGGGUGCUCGAGCAUGUUUGAGCUAGUUCCCGUCGACGGACUUGGAUCAGUCUCUUCUUUCUUAUGAGCUUGUGUUUACAGUACGAUAUUGUAGGCAUUAAUUAUGUGCAUCUAAAAAAAUCUGUGUUGUACUAUAUAUUGCCUGGCUUAUUUAAUAUUCUGGUUCUUCGUGA